CCCAUGCACCAACCAUGCACAUGUCAAAGCAUGAUAACCGGUGAGUUUUUGUGCUAGGUGCCAUUCACUUUUCUGUUUCCCGGCAACGUAAAUAAACAAUUAAGAUAUUUUACUGAAUAAUAUUAAAUUAUUUAACGCACCUGCUGAUAAAGAUAAAAAUACCAUUUAAUUAAAAAAAAUGGCUGACGGCGAUAAAAUUGAAGUGCGUGACAUUACACGAAUUGAACGCAUUGGAGCGCAUUCCCACAUUCGUGGUCUAGGUCUAGAUGAUGUUUUGGAAGCCAGAGCUGUGUCCCAAGGUAUGGUAGGACAAAAGGACGCUCGUCGAGCCGCUGGUGUUGUCGUUCAAAUGGUCAGAGAAGGUAAAAUUGCUGGACGUUGCAUCCUCUUGGCUGGAGAACCAAGUACAGGUAAGACAGCCAUUGCUGUUGGUAUGGCCCAAGCAUUGGGCACUGAAACUCCCUUUACCAGUAUGUCGGGUUCCGAAAUUUACUCUCUGGAGAUGAGUAAGACGGAGGCACUUUCUCAAGCCUUGCGUAAAAGUAUUGGAGUACGCAUAAAAGAGGAAACAGAAAUCAUAGAAGGAGAAGUUGUCGAAAUCCAAAUUGAUCGACCAGCUACGGGCACGGGCCAAAAGAUUGGCAAGGUUACUUUGAAAACCACCGAAAUGGAAACCAAUUAUGAUCUGGGCAAUAAAAUCAUUGAAUGUUUUAUAAAAGAGAAAAUCCAAGCCGGGGAUGUUAUAACCAUUGACAAAGCAUCUGGAAAAGUAUCAAAGUUAGGUCGCAGCUUUACCCGAGCCCGUGAUUACGAUGCCACAGGAGCACAAACACGUUUUGUACAAUGCCCUGAAGGUGAAUUGCAAAAACGCAAAGAAGUUGUGCACACCGUUACACUUCACGAAAUCGAUGUUAUAAAUAGUCGCACGCACGGCUUCUUGGCAUUAUUUUCUGGCGACACUGGUGAGAUCAAGCAGGAAGUCAGAGAUCAAAUUAACAACAAAGUAUUAGAAUGGAGAGAGGAAGGCAAGGCCGAAAUCAAUCCGGGUGUUUUGUUUAUAGAUGAAGUUCAUAUGCUGGAUAUUGAAUGCUUCUCUUAUCUUAAUCGGGCUUUGGAAUCAGAUAUGGCACCCGUCGUCGUAAUGGCCACUAAUCGCGGCAUAACUCGUAUACGUGGUACCAACUAUCGCAGUCCUCAUGGUAUUCCUAUAGAUUUACUUGACCGCAUGAUAAUUAUACGUACAGUAGCCUAUUCGGAAAAGGAAAUGAAAGAGAUUCUUAAAAUACGCUGUGAAGAGGAGGAUUGUCUAAUGCAUCCAGACGCUUUGACAAUUUUGACGAAAAUUUCCACAGAUACAAGUUUGCGUUAUGCCAUUCAGCUUAUCACUACAGCAAAUUUAGUCUGCAGGCGCCGCAAGGCCACCGAAGUAACAACGGAAGAUGUUAAAAAAGUCUAUUCAUUAUUCUUGGACGAAAAUCGUUCAAGUCAAAUAUUAAAAGAAUACCAAGAUGAAUAUAUGUUUAAUGAGAUAGAAGAGGAAAUAUCAGAUAAUGCAGCAUUACAGCCGAAACGUGAAGAAGAUGGUGGUGGUGAUACACAGGCUAUGGAACAUUAAAUUUGUAGCACUCAAGCUUAUUAUUCAGUCUUUGUAGUACUCGUACUUCUAACAUUCACUUUUUUAAUUCAACUGAAGUUUUUAAUUAUAAAUAAUUUGCUCUACUUUUUUUUGUUUUUGAUUUGAAAUCAAUAAAUUUUGUUUUUUAAUUCUUCCAUAAUAAAGUUUAUUUGGGAGGAAAAAAUUAAAAGAGAUGAAACAUGAAAAAAUGUCAGAUGGACGAAUAUAA
Molecule: messenger RNA, 1844 nt
Organism: Stomoxys calcitrans (stable fly)
Lineage: Eukaryota; Metazoa; Arthropoda; Insecta; Diptera; Muscidae
Gene: rept
Product: ruvB-like helicase 2
Exons: 2
Coding region: 179-1615 (478 amino acids)
Biological process (GO): regulation of transcription by RNA polymerase II; box C/D snoRNP assembly; chromatin remodeling
Cellular component (GO): NuA4 histone acetyltransferase complex; R2TP complex; Swr1 complex
Molecular function (GO): ATP binding; DNA helicase activity; ATP hydrolysis activity
Source: RefSeq, a predicted model, not a curated record